CCCCCCGGGACCCCGGCCCGCGCGCUCGUGUCCAGGACGCGGCCUUUGACCCGCGGGCUCCGCGCCCGGACGCCGCCACCAGGGGCGGGGCCCCGUGAGCGCUCGACUUAGACGCUGUAGCGGGGGAGACGCUUCUCACAGCCAGGGCCCCCGUGCCACCCAGCAUCUGGGGAGCCCGGGUGGGAACCGCGAGCCCCGCCGUGGGUCCUAGGUUUAGGGUCCCCCGUUCCCAAAGAAAGGCCUUGUGUCAUUCACACGCUACGCAGUGUCCUGCCUCAGUUUACCCCGCAGUGCCUGCCGCUGUGAGUUGGGCCUGGUGGUGUUGGGGAUCGGGGGUGGCGGUGCCUCCCGCGGGGAAGGCCAGGGUGGGGUCGCGUCACCCGAGGGUCCUGGCACCCCCGCGGGUGCUUUCCCGCCGUGAUCACUCGCGCGCGUCCCAGAAGCGCCCCGCCGUGCGGCUCCGGGGAGAGGUCUGCGUCUCGGGCAGCCGCUUCCGGCGAUGCCAGGCCCCACAGUCUACACCGGGCGCGACCCGGGCGAGGCGGGAGGCAGCGGGACGCUCCGGAGCUCCGGUGAUAGUUCCUGGGGGCCGUGCGGACCCGGAUCACCCGCGAAACCCUGGUGCGGCGCGACGUGAGAGCUGGCAGGGGCCCGGGAGGCGCUGCCUUCCCCGGGCUCAGUCGGGCGCGAGCGGCGGGGCGCGCUGGUAAUCCCAGCGCUGGAGGAGGCAGGAGGAGCGGGGCCGGAGGCGCAUGCCGGUAAUCCCAACGCUCGGAAGGCUGAGGCAGGAGGACUG
Messenger RNA from Chinchilla lanigera (long-tailed chinchilla), 796 nucleotides. RefSeq names its product arrestin domain-containing protein 2-like. NCBI's taxonomy places the organism in Eukaryota, Metazoa, Chordata, Mammalia, Rodentia, Chinchillidae. The record is from RefSeq and is a predicted model, not a curated record.